This is a messenger RNA of Lagopus muta (rock ptarmigan), 6916 nucleotides long. RefSeq names its product solute carrier family 22 member 4 (gene SLC22A4). The transcript is spliced from 11 exons. Bases 1535 to 3196 code for a protein of 553 amino acids. Gene Ontology annotation, molecular function: transmembrane transporter activity; ATP binding. Gene Ontology annotation, biological process: carnitine transport; transmembrane transport. Gene Ontology annotation, cellular component: membrane. Lineage: Eukaryota; Metazoa; Chordata; Aves; Galliformes; Phasianidae. The record is from RefSeq and is a predicted model, not a curated record.
UAAGGACUGGAGCUGCCCAUCUGCAACUCCUGAUCCCACUGUGGCCCCACUCACUCUUAUCACCAGGACCACCUUGGGCUGAACAAUGACUCAGGAGGGCAUGAGCCAUCCCUUGCAGUCCUGCAGGCAAGAGGAGUCCCAAUCUUUUGCUGCAAGACAUCAUCUCCCAUCUCUAAUCUUGGUUUGCAGCUCUCUGCCUGGCCUGGAUCAAUGCUGCCACCUGCUUCUCCUGCGCAGGCACUGCUGCAGAGCCCUCCUGGCACUGCAUCGCUCUUUUUGGAGCCUCCACCUCUGAUUGUCACUGCUGCCGAGAUGCCACCUCAGCAAGGUUUGUUCUCCUGCAUGUUGUUCCCCAGGAUGCAUCUUUAAAAUAAAGACAAGAAAGCAGCACCCCAGCCAGGAGGGAGCAGGCAAUGCCCAAGUGGGGGGCUUGCUGCUUGCUGCAGCAAUUUCAGUGCCAUCCUUGGGGUCAGCCCCAUGCUGAGCUCACAGCCUCACACCAUGUGUGCAGCAGCAAGCAGCCCGUGCUCCCUGGGAGAACGCUGCACACAGGAGCUGCAUCUUCCUGCUGCCUUCCUGCUGCCCACAUCACAGCCCCACUUUCCCUCCUGGCUGAUCGUGUUCCACAUACACCCAGAGCUGUGCCAGCAUCGAUAAGAAGACAGCCCCAAACCAGGGCUCACAGGGCUGCCCAGCACAGUGCAUGGAUGUUUUGGUGUUGCCCAAGGCAAACUCUGCAGCUCAGACAACAUCACAAGCAUCAGAAGAGCCUGGCACAGAGAGCAUUAUGAAACGAUUUGAGCUCUGAGCACAUUUCACACACGGCCGUGUUUCUGAGUGUCCUGUGAGCUAUUUCAGGAGUUGAUGACAGCGCAGCUCAGAUUUCCUGCGCAGCCUUGCAGCUGUCUGCAGGUCCUACUGCAGCAUCACGUGUUGUGCAGCAGCAGGCAGCAGAUAGGAUCUGGCACAGAGUGCUGCUCUCGGGCUGGAGCUGCUGCAGGAACCCUCGGAGAGGACACCGCUGAGCCUGUGUGCGAUGUAGGCUGUGAAAAGGUGGGUCAUCUCCCCCGGUGAAGAUCUGUACGAGCCCAGCUGCAACUCUUGUUCAUCCCUGCCAAAAACGCACAUUUAAUGGUGAUGACUACGUUGAAAAAUAGUAUUUUGGAGCUGAGAAUCUGCUCUAUCAGUCUCUUUGUCGCUGUUGUAAUUUCCACGGAAAUAAACAGGCGGCAUUACAGUCAGAGCGACCGACGUAUUUCUGCGUUGAUCUCUGCCCAGUUGCUGUGGCACAUUCCCGCUCCGCACCGCCGACCGCAAAGCUCCGCACCGCAUUCUGCCGGCUGUGACGGAAGCAGCCGGGAAGCAGGAGGUGCUCAGAGCGCGGGGCUGCGGAGCCACGCUCUCAGAACCCCCGCAGCGGCUCGGGGGGCGGUGGAGCGGAUCCUCGGAGCUGGAUGCACCGCCCCGCGGGGCCGAACCGGGGAGGAGCCGCUCCGCACGGGGCGCGCAGAGGCGCGGAGAUUCACGCAGCACCAUGCGGGACUACGAGGAGCUGACUGCCUUCCUGGGCGAGUGGGGCCGCUUCCAGCGCCUCGUCUUCUUUCUGCUCAGCGCCAGCAUCAUCCCCAACGGCUUCAACGGGAUGUCGGCCGUGUUUCUGGCCGGUAUCCCCGAGCACCGCUGCGCUGUGCCGCCCGGAGCCAACCUGAGCGACGAGUGGAGGAACGCCAGCAUCCCGCUGGAGCUGCGCGGCGGAGUGACGGAGCCGAGCCGCUGCCGCCGCUACCGCCUGGACGCGCUCGUCAACCUGUCGGCGCUGGGGCUGCGGCCCGGCAUCGACGUGCAGCUGGAGGAGCUGGAGCAGGAGCCGUGCCUGGACGGCUGGGAGUACAGCCGCGACGUGUACCGCUCCACCAUCGUCACCGAGUGGAACCUGGUGUGUGAGGACGACUGGAAAGUGCCACUGACCACAUCCCUGUUCUUCGUGGGUGUCCUCAUCGGCUCCUUCAUCUCGGGGCAGCUCUCAGACAGGUUCGGCAGGAAAAGCAUCCUCUUCUUGACCAUGGCUGUGCAGACCGGCUUCAGCUUCCUGCAGAUCUUCUCCAACAGCUGGGAGAUGUUCACAGUGCUCUUCCUCAUAGUGGGCAUGGGACAGAUCUCUAACUAUGUGGUGGCCUUCAUACUGGGAACAGAAAUUCUUGGCAAAUCAGUUCGUAUUAUAUUCUCUACGUUAGGAGUUUGCAUAUUUUUUGCAAUUGGCUACAUGUUGCUGCCCCUGUUUGCUUACUUCAUCAGAGACUGGCGGAUGCUGCUGCUGGCUCUCACCCUCCCCGGGCUGCUCUGCGUUCCGCUCUGGUGGAUCAUUCCUGAGUCCCCUCGCUGGCUGAUCUCCCAGGGAAGAUAUAAAGAGGCAGAAGUUAUUAUCCGAAAGGCUGCAAAAAUAAACAACACCCCAGCCCCAGCCGUGCUUUUUGAUGCCACAGAGAUGCAGGAUUCGAAGCCUCAGCAGCAGCAGAAGGCUAUCCUUCUGGACCUAUUUCGAACCCGAAACAUUGCAACUAUUACUAUUAUGUCAUUACUUUUGUGGUUUUUCACCUCCGUUGGUUACUUUGGCCUUUCCCUCAGCACUCCAAACCUGCAUGGCGAUGCCUACAUCAACUGCUUCCUUUCAGCAGUCAUUGAAGUCCCAGCAUACAUCAUUGCCUGGCUGCUCCUGCGCUCCCUGCCUCGCCGCUACUCCAUAUCCAGCACCUUGGUUUUGGGAGGAGGUGUUGUCCUCUUCAUUAAGCUGGUUCCUACAGAUCUCAAUGUCCUAUCCGUUUGCUUGGUGAUGCUUGGAAAGUUUGGCAUCACAGCUGCAUUUUCAAUGCUUUAUGUCUACAAUGUGGAGUUGUACCCAACGCUGGUCAGAAACAUGGCAGUCGGGGCUACGUCCACAGCUUCCAGGCUGGGCAGCAUCAUUGCUCCCUACUUUGUUUACCUGGGUGCCUAUGACAGAUACCUACCAUAUAUCCUCAUGGGAAGCCUGACUGUGCUGAUAGGGAUCCUUACCCUGUUUCUUCCUGAGAGCUAUGGCAGUGCUCUGCCUGAGAGCUUUGAACAAAUGCUGAAGGUGAAGUGUUUCAGGAAUGGGCAACAAACCACUGGCACUAGGAAUUCAAAGGAGAGUCCUAAAACUCUCACAACACCAUUUUGAAGAAGGAUGCACACACUCAGAGGGGCUGGAAGAACAAGACUUCAAAAUGCAUUUUCUGCCACAGGAAAAUGAACAAAAACCCAACAGCCAAUGCUAUGGCACUGUAGUUAUUGUCCCUUGUGCUACUGUACCCAUGUACCUAAUUUCUGAACAGAUGCUGUCUGCUCCCAUAGGGCUCUUAGUUUGUAAUUCAGUGUUCUGAUUCCUGGAGUGUGUCAGCAGGUCCAGCUCCUGUUGAGAAACAAGGGUCUGCAUGUGCUAAACUUGAGGAGUAGUAAUACAGUGCACUCAGUCAUGUACUCCAUGAAAGCUGCUAAGAGAAAAGAAAGAAGGCAGCAGUGGUGAUGGUGGUGGUUUUCUCACUGUGCAUAUUGACUGGAGGAAGGGAAGCUGGGUGUGCCUUUGAACAUCUCACACAUCUCUGAAGGAAAGAUCCCAGCCUCAUUUGAAAUCUGUAACCAAGGCCUGGGAUCCACUUCUGAUCCACGUGUCCCUAUAGAAGCUGAUGCUUUUUCAUCAGGCCUGAGCCUGCUGAAGCCUCUGGGCUUCGUCAGUGUUAAGGUGUAAGGACUGAGCAGGGCUCUAGCUUGCUGAUUCCUUUAGAUGGGCCAUGCCCACCUUCAAAAGAAACAGGCUUUAUCGACUAAGUGGUCCUGUUCAAACAUGCUCUGCAUUUUCAGCUUUUGUGUUUCUCAUAGUACACUGACAUAAGCAACUUCUGUAUCUUUUUGUGGUUCUUUUUCAAAGCAUUUCAUUUCUCCUCUGAAUAUAUGCUACAUUAUGCUGUACCUUCAGAGAAAACUCAACUCAGUUUUGCAAGCCUUUACAGAAACCUUUGUGCCAUUUACAAAUUUAAAGGAGGUUUGAUGCUUGCAAAAAUCAGAUGUUCUGUGCAAGAGAUUGUAAUGUGCAGCUAUUAAGAACUGAAAAGGGCUCACUGGGGACCAUACUUUUUUAUUAUUUUCUUUUUUCUUUUUUUAUCCAAAGCAAAAAUAGUGCUGACAAAGCCAGUAUUUUGUUUUUCAAGACCUAUAGCUUAUGUGUGUGGUUUCUUUUUAAAGUUCAGCAAAGCCAGAUGAGACGAAAUGUUGAAUGUAGUAGAGCUUAGAUUUGUGCUACUACUGUUUUACAAGCACUGCAUAGGUGGAGAAAAAGUUUAAUGCCUUUUACUGCUCUGUUUAAUGGUUGUGUUUGGACUUCUUGGCCGCAUGAAGUCUCUCAGGCUGGGUAGGCAGAUUUUUACCUUCUCUGAAAACCAUUUAGUGGUGAUUCACAUUCCGUUAAGGCCAACAAAAGCACGCGGUCUCCUCUCUUAAUGUGAGAGUUCAUGGCAAUUUGUCUCAUGUUGGCGUUUUGCAGCAAGUGAGAUCUCCCUGUAAGUUCAAGCACAACUAUAAAGGUUUAUAACAUUUAAAUGCAAGGAACUCGUGCAAUCAUCUCAAGCUGCUCUUUGGGACGUAGCAAUACUACUUCCUUUAACAUUAAUUCUCUGCAGUCACGCUUUUUGCCAUAAAAGUCAUGUGCCAUAAGGCUAACCCAUGUCCUCAUCCCUUCUCAAACUGGAAUUUCCUCAAUGACAGCAGUAUUUAAUUCUUCAUUUUACUUGUUGCAAAGUUGAUCUAUCCAAUAACUGUUUAGGCAUAACUAGAUUUCUGAACAAAACCUUCCUGUUGGCGUAGGACAGGUCUGAGGACUUGGAUAAAUGUAGGUGGCCUGUAUUUUUAUGAAGAUUUUUAUAUUAAGUUCAUAAUUAUUUUAUGUGAUUGUAGGCUUAAGUAUUUCUGAAAGGUAAAUAUUUUUAUAUUCUUGAACUUUUUAGUAUCUUAAAACUAGAUUCCAUUUUUUAAAUAAGGAAGGGGGGUUGUGGUUUUUUUACAUGCUUUGUUUUAAUUGGUCUUAUUUUUCUUGCUUUUACCAUUGAUCAAAAGCUAGUGUCAUAUUUUAGUAUUUUUAAUAGCAAAUAAAAAAAAAAAAAAACAAGAGUGGAAUGCAUUAUUGACAAGAAUGUGAUGUUGUUAUAUGGACUCAGUGUGUGUGAGCACAGUCAGAAUGAGAAAAUGAGAUUGCUUCAGCUGAUGAAGCACUUGUGAGGAGGAUUUCUGUCCUCUGACCAUAGCUUUCCCAGGCCAGAACAGGGAUUUCUGAAGGAACUCAAAGAGCAGCAGCCUGCUGAAGAAUCAUAGAGGGAUGAAUCUGGAGGGCAGGAGUGCCAGAUUCUGGCAAGUUACUGAGUUUUUAACUGUAAAGCUGAAGAAAACAGAAUCGGCUUAGUAACUUGACAGAAAAUAAAGGCAUUUCUGAUGAGGAACCCAAGCCUUUCACUGCAGUCUUCAGUGAGCUGUGUGUGUCAGAUGCACGGUGGGCUCACUGUGGGACCUGUGUGCUCACCUCAGCUGGGAGACGCACACACAGCUCUGACCAGAGGAUGGGAGGGAAGCACAACUGGAUGCUCCCACCGAUUGCACUGGGCCUCAGCUCUCUCCUCUGUCACAUUUACCUGGGUCUCUCUGUGUAACUUCUUAUUGUUGGUAAGAUCUGACACUGGUUUGUUGGAUACCUUAAAGAACACAUAAACACAUAGUUGUUGUCACCUGGGAACUCCUGUCUUUAUUGGAAUAAAAAAUACGCUAGCAUUGUGUAACCUACUUUCUGUGUGUUUUGUAGUUGAAAUAUAGUCUCCUAAAUUUAAUACUUUAUUUAUAAAGAUGCUUAAAUAAGUAAUUAGAAAUGAACUUAGUGUGCAUAAGUUAUGAAAAUAAAAACUCAAAAUAAACUCUUCCACGCAAGAAGCUGCUCUCCCCAGUUCCCUGUGAGCAACCUGGACUUGACCGUAGCAGCAUUUCAGCCUUGCACCAUCAUCAGGCAUUGACCAUGACGCUGUUUUGGUCUUGCACCAUGCACCUGGCUCUGACCAUGGCAACAUUUCAGCUUCGCACCUUUGACCUGGCCUUGGCUAUGGUGAUAUUUUGGAUUCGCACUGUGAACCUGGCCUUGAAUAUAGUGUCAUUUUGGCUUGCUGGAAAGAAGCAAUCCCAGCUGUCAGGCCAUUGCCCAGAGGCAAAUUUGAGGCCUCCCUCCAUUGCCUGCUGCCUGCAGCACACCAGGGGCUCAUCCCUCGUUCAUCCCUUGCUGCCAGCCUUAGGCUGAGCAGAGCAGGAGCCAGAAUCCUGGAACUGCAGGGGUUGGAAUGGACCUCUGGAGAUCGUUUAGUCCCAACUCCCUGCUAAAACAGGCUCCCUACAGCAGCUGCACAGGAAAGCAUCCAGGCGUGUUUGGAUACAUCCAGAGGAGGAGAUGUCCCCACCUCUCUGAGCGCUCUGUGCCAGGGCUGUGCCACCCUCAAAAUUCUUUCUCAUGUUCAGAUGGAACUUUCAAUCGCUGCUCUUCUGCAUCCCUGCAGCUCCAAGAGGCGUUUAUAUGUUGAAUUAGUCCUCAGCAAUCUAUCCAGAUAGCAGUUAUCAUCUGACUGUUCGGUCCAUGAUGGUAACCAGCGGGGAUCUUCCCGUCCUUUUCGACCAUCGAGCCCUUUUCCACCCUAUUUUCUCCCUCUGCUCCCUCGGGAGUGGGGAGUGAGCUGUGCUGCAGUUGAGCUGCGCGUGGGGGCAGAACCAGCACGGGAACGCAGCUGUGUACCAUUCAGUAGGUGUACCUGCAGCUCUCUAUCUAUUAUCACAGCGCUUAGGACUGGAAUCACGCAGGCAGCAGCGCGGUCCCAUCCCG